Messenger RNA from Hippocampus zosterae (dwarf seahorse), 2059 nucleotides. Its product is annotated as extracellular matrix protein 1-like. The transcript has 11 exons. Gene Ontology annotation, biological process: regulation of bone mineralization; signal transduction. Gene Ontology annotation, cellular component: extracellular region. NCBI's taxonomy places the organism in Eukaryota, Metazoa, Chordata, Actinopteri, Syngnathiformes, Syngnathidae. Bases 195 to 1694 code for a protein of 499 amino acids. The record is from RefSeq and is a predicted model, not a curated record.
CCCGAUGCAUAAAACGGCUCAUCCGGUGCUGGCCGAGCUCAAGUUACGGACGGCACCGCAGAUUCUGUGGAACCUCAUACCGGGUCUGAGUGCACGCGCUGCCCCGCCGAGUGAGCUUGCAAGUCGGUUUGUGCGCUCGCUGCUCCCGCUUCACUCAACUUCCCCACCGCCGGGCAGGACGAACACCGGCGACCAUGGGCUCGUCUUGGCUUGUACUUCACGCAACUGUUGGGGCUCUGUUGGUUCUGCUGGGUUCGGCAGACCAUGAUGAGAGCAACAUAGAGCAGCGCGAGAUCACCUUUGACAUUGGUGCCAUCAUGCAAGAGGAGCAGUUACCAGAAUCAUUUGUGAUGCAGCAAGAGGCAGACUUGUCAGAUCUGGUUGAUACGAGAGACUUCCCCGUCCCGGAAAUAUUGGACACUCCAAGAGGCAGAGGUUCCAGACCUGCAUCCUUUUCACCUAGAGGACGCCGUCCAAGUGUUGGAUCCCGCUCCGAGAUCCCAGUGCUGGACUAUCCCGUUCAGUUCCCACUCGGACGACCCACCUCCGACAAUCUCCAGGCCGUCUGUCUUUAUGGAGACCUUCGCCCUCGCUACCCCGACUCCUACUUCCCCCGCUCAGGGUUUGGCAAAUUGCGGCGUCAGGCCAGCUCCGUCAAUAAUGCCGAGUCGUGGUUGAGCACGUGCUGUGCAGGCAACCAGACGUGGGGGACGGAGGUGACGCUUUGCUGCGCCACGCAGGCGUGGGAGAUGUCUGUGGAAAACUUCUGCGAGGAGGAUUCAUCUGUCAAAGACCGACUUUAUCACUGCUGCAGAAAGGCCGGCCGCCAGAGGUUUGACUGUUUCCAAAACGACUCUCCCAAUCCACGCUACGAGCCGACCGAGGCUUUACCGGUGGUCCCCCUUCCCGCUACAGUCGACUUCAGCUUUGACAAAAACACAUGCCGCAGGACAAAAGUGAGUCAACCGGCCGUCAGUGACAGCAGAGGGAUGGAACAGUCCGGUUCCCAGAAAAGUGAAAUCAACUUCCCCCCCGGUCGACCCAGCGUGCAUAACGUGGAAGCGCUGUGUCGCAACCAGAAGCAGCGACCCCUGUACAGCAUCAAGUGCCUGCCAAGCACCGGCUACGAGCUGCUGGCUCGUCAGGCCAAGAUCAUUAAUCGUAUGGAGAAGGGAUAUAAACAAUGUUGCAAGAAGAACCAGGACGUGCUUGUGUGUGCUGAGCAGAAGUGGCGCGACGCACUCGGUAGGUUUUGUUCCGGGAAGAAGGGCGGCAAGGUUGACUACGAAUGCUGUUUGGGCAGCACAGCUGGUGAUAAGCUUGACUGUUUCCAGUCCACAUCUCCCGACCCGCAUUACAACAUGACGUUCUCCCAGGACGAGUUGUCUCCUAACAUCUGUCAGUCCCGCAAGGUCAUCAAGAAAGUGUUGCCAAAUGACUUUCAUGCCAAGAGCAUUUUGGAUGAAUGCUGCGCCCGUUCACCACAAGACCAUAAGUCUUGCUUUGUCCAAAAGGUUGAGGAAGCAUCUGUGCGUAUGUGUACGUCAAAGAAGCCAUCGCCUCCUGUCGCCCGCCGCUGUUGCCGCAUUGCUCCUGAAGAGCAACCAAAGUGCGUCACUAGCUUUGUCAUGGAUGCCAUCACCAAGGCAACCAAGGUCUCCAACCAGAAGAAGAAGAAAAGAUGCCCCCUUUAAAAGUCCAACUGGAUGAAUGAUGCACUUCCACCAGCUGUGACACAUGAUCACUGAAUAUUCGUCUUGCACAAAUGCCACUUCUUAACACGUGGACCAAAUUUGUGCCUCAUCUACUGCCAGUAUUAUUUGUAUCUUUCUAUCCUGAGUGCCUUUCUAAAGAAACAGAUUUUUUAAUUGUUUAAUACAUCCUUUAUGAACCAGAUUAUUGUCUGUGUGUCCCUGUACCACUAUUUUUUAAAGGCUGCCCUAUAUAUAGAUUUGUGUGCAUUUGUUUGUUUUGAAACCAUAUACUUUUCUUCUGUUUAGUUGGGUUUCCUGUCAAGAUUACAAGUAAAACUGUUCUAAUAAAGUUUUUUUUCUAAAUA